UGUAACGAGAAUCCUAUUAUUCUUGUUCGACGCAUCGAGGGGAAGAAAGAAGAGAGCCGCCGAGGAGAGAGAGAAUGGGAAAGACGGAGUACAAGACGUUUCAGGGAAGCCGGAGCCUGAGGCAGCGGCUGCUUCUGGCGACACUGUCGUCGACGAAUGUUGUCGUUGAAGACAUUCGCGCCGACGAGACAUGGCCUGGCCUUAAACCCCACGAGGUCUCUUUCCUCCGCUUGCUCGAGAAGGUUUGCGACGGCUGCAAAGUCGAAAUCAACGAAACAGGGACCAAAUUGAAGUACAAACCAGGAAUAGUGAUGGGUGGUAAAAACCUCGUCCAUGAUUGUGGUCUUAGCCGCUCCAUUGGUUAUUUUAUGGAGCCCCUUCUUCUGCUUGGCUUGUUUGCAAAGAAGCCCCUUACCAUAAGGCUCAAAGGAAUUACAAAUGAUUUGAACGAUCCAUCUGUUGAUACUUUCCAAUCAACUGCCUGGCAUAUUUUGAAACGCUUUGGAGUUCCUUCAGAAGGGUUAAGGCUAAAAAUAGAGUCUCGAGGGGUUCCUCCUCUUGGUGGUGGUGAAGUUGUUUUGUCAUUUCCUAUGGUCCAGAAUCUUAAUGCAGUCACGUGGACCGAUGAAGGGAUGGUUAAGAGAAUUAGGGGUGUUACCUUUUCGACUAGAGUAUCUUCGCAGUUUGAACAUUCCAUGAUAUAUUCGGCUCGAGGAAUCUUUAAUCGAUUGCUUCCCGAUGUUCAUAUAGCUACUGAUCAUAAAGCUGGUCUACAAGCUGGAAAGUCACAAGGCUAUGGAAUUUCACUGGUUGCGGAAACUACAUCUGGCUGCUACAUAUCAGCUGAUACAACUGUUUCUUAUGCACGGCCAGAGGAGAUGGAUGAACUUCAAGAUAUGGAGAAGAAAGAUUUGACACCAGCAGAGGAUGUUGGUUUGCGAAUUGCUUCUGUUCUGCUUGGGGAGAUUGAGCAAGGUGGAGUAGUAGAUUCAACACAUCAGGGUCUCUUAUUUCUUCUUUGUGCGCUAUGCCCACAAGAUAUUUCAAAGGUUCGGGUUGGAAAGCUCUCACCAUACGGCAUAGAAACACUCAGAAAUAUCAGAGACUUCCUAGGAGUAAAAUUUGUCAUAAAGCCAGAUCCUGCGACAGGGACAGUUAUACUAAAAGGUUUUGGUUGUGGGUUGAGGAAUCUAUCUAGGAAGGUCUCAUAAUGACAUUGCGAAUGUGUCCGGUAAAUUAUCCAAUACUUGGGUCUCUACGUAUAUGCGGGUCCGACGUAUUGUCAGAUGGGCUGAUGAGUCCUUGGAUGCGGAUAUGAUACUCUGGCUUUGAAUGUUUUGCUAAUUUGGUGUUCCGGUGCGAUCGCUUCAACCCUUCAUUAGCAGAGAAGUUUUGACAUGUUUUCAUCAUUUUUAAAUGGGCGUGCUUUAUAUUUGUGAAAAGUGAACUGCUCAAUUCGGACAUCAAUUUUCCUAACUGAAGCUUUUGUUGACAAUUAAGUUGCUUUUGGCACAAUUUUGCAGCAUAUAUUAUUGAGAGUUGAGCUUUUUGUCGAUUGUAGGAUGAAUGUUAUUGCUAGGUUUGAAUGAUUGGAUUUCAAGAGAUUUUGUUUA
Morus notabilis is the source of this 1613-nucleotide messenger RNA. Its product is annotated as probable RNA 3'-terminal phosphate cyclase-like protein. The transcript is spliced from 6 exons. Gene Ontology annotation, molecular function: RNA endonuclease activity. The record is from RefSeq and is a predicted model, not a curated record. The coding region runs from base 75 to 1211 and encodes 378 amino acids. Gene Ontology annotation, biological process: endonucleolytic cleavage of tricistronic rRNA transcript (SSU-rRNA, 5.8S rRNA, LSU-rRNA); ribosome biogenesis. Gene Ontology annotation, cellular component: nucleolus. Lineage: Eukaryota; Viridiplantae; Streptophyta; Magnoliopsida; Rosales; Moraceae.